Microsporum canis CBS 113480 is the source of this 801-nucleotide messenger RNA. RefSeq names its product F-actin-capping protein subunit beta. The record is from RefSeq and is a predicted model, not a curated record. Gene Ontology annotation, cellular component: actin cortical patch; F-actin capping protein complex; cytoplasm. Gene Ontology annotation, molecular function: actin filament binding. NCBI's taxonomy places the organism in Eukaryota, Fungi, Ascomycota, Eurotiomycetes, Onygenales, Arthrodermataceae. Gene Ontology annotation, biological process: actin cytoskeleton organization; cell morphogenesis; barbed-end actin filament capping. The coding region runs from base 1 to 801 and encodes 266 amino acids. The transcript has 5 exons.
AUGGCGGACACACAAUUUGACAGUGCUUUAGACCUUCUCCGCCGCCUUUCCCCACGAAACACAAAAGAGAAUUUGCUUAACAUCACUACGCUCGUUCCCGACUUGACAGAAGAUCUCCUUGCAUCCGUCGACCAACCACUUGAAGUCCGGCGAUGUCCCCAUUCCAAGCGUGACUACUUGCUCUGUGACUAUAAUCGUGAUGGAGAUAGCUACCGAAGUCCAUGGAGUAACGAAUUCGACCCACCAAUUGAAGAUGGAACGGUGCCGAGUGAGCGAGUGAGGAAGCUAGAGAUUGAAGCCAACAAAUCAUUUGAUAUCUAUCGAGACCUCUAUUAUGAUGGUGGAGUGGGGAGCGUUUACUUUUGGGAUCUUGAUGAUGGGUUUGCUGGUGUGGUGCUGCUGAAGAAAGGAAUCACCCCCGGCUCCAAGAAUUCAGGUGCCUGGGACAGUAUCCACGUUUUUGAAGCUGCUGAGCGUGGAAGAACAUGCCACUAUAAACUUACGAGCACUGUUAUCCUCCACCUAUCUACUGGCUCUGAUACUCUUGGUGAGAUGGACCUGAGCGGCAAUAUGACGAGACAAAUCGAAACCGACCUGGCCGCGAAUGGGGAUGAGAGCCAUGUAGCAAACGUGGGUCGCUUGGUUGAGGACAUGGAAUUUAAGAUGAGGAACUUGUUACAGGAAGUCUAUUUCGGUAAAGCGAAAGAUGUUGUUUCUGAGCUUAGAAGCCUACAACCCCUUUCUGAGACGAAUGAAGAGAAAUCUGCCCACCGAAAUGUGAUCAAUGCAAUGAUGAAAUAG